AUGUCUCCGGUAGACAAUAGCUCCUCCCUCCCCGUCCCUAUAAUCGCCGUCCGCCCCGGUCUGCCCUCCCCCGCCCGGCCCACUGGUGCCCUUCCGUCCCCCGAUCCCGCACAGGCGCUCCGCCGCGCAAUGCACCACGUCUCCUUCGUGCCCCGGCCCUUCCCCCCGCCCGCCCUCGCAGACGUCCCUCUCGAGUACAUCGUCAACCAGCUCCACCGCCUCGCGUCCCACUACUGGAGCAGGCCCGAGACGUCCGACUGCACCAUUGUUGUUUCACUGGAUAACGAACCCGCCAACAAGAUGCACGCUCCCCCCAGCGUAUGCGACGCGUUCCAGCACAUGGGCAUCCGGUCCGACGACCCCCUCGUCGACGAUGCUUCCGCGAACGCUGCACGCGCCGCGCCCAAGUCUGUUCGGCCACGACGAAUGAUCAUGAAGCUCCAUAUGGACUACCUGUGUGCCCAUUCCGCCCUCUUCCGCGGCCUGCUCAGCGGCGCGUCCACCUUCGACCUCGCCCCGGACGCGUCCAUGCUGCGCCCAGGGUCCCCCACAUCCGCGCCCUCUCCCGCACUCUCGCGCCAGUCGUCGGUCUCCUCCCUCAAGGUCCCCUGCAUCCUCCCGUCCUCGACCCCCACGCACCCUGUCGUCCACCUCCCCAUCCCCGACCCCGCGUCCUUCCACCAUCUCGUGCAUUACAUCUACUUCGGCUCCACCGCGUUCAUCGAGGACGGGCUUGACAAGGGCGACCUCGCCUGGGAGGGCAUCGCUCGCAACGUCGAGUUCCUCCGGAUGGGGUCCGAGAUCAAGCAGUUCCUCGGCCGCUACUGGCGCCGGUCGCACACCUACUCCGACUACUCCGAGACCGACUCGGACGGCGAGGCCGAGUACAACUCGGACCUCGACGAGUCGAGCGAUGACGACAUGGACUACGGGAUGUCCGACGAGGACGAAUCGACGCUCGCCGACCCGGACGAGGAGGGCAUGUGCCUCGCCGACGAUGAGGACGACGACUUCGGCGUCCUCAAGGCGAAGGCGAAGGCCCGCGCCGCUGCCCAGCGCGAGCCACCCCGCGGCCGACAGCGCGCCCAGCGGCGGCUCGGGCACUCUUCCUCUGACCCGGUGAUCAGCCACCGUGUCGCUGGAGCAGGGCCCUCUGCGCCUCGCCGUACCAGCCGCCAUUAG
Messenger RNA from Epithele typhae, 1182 nucleotides. RefSeq lists its product as uncharacterized. Lineage: Eukaryota; Fungi; Basidiomycota; Agaricomycetes; Polyporales; Epitheliaceae. The record is from RefSeq and is a predicted model, not a curated record. Bases 1 to 1182 code for a protein of 393 amino acids. The transcript has 3 exons.